AAGUCCACAACCAGUCGAAUAGCUAUAUUUUCACGCGCAAGUCAAGUAGAAUCACUAAUUUUGUCGGCGUUCACCAAUUCAUUCUUUUAUAGAUAAAUAACUUCACGCAGCAGCUUCUCUUCACAAAUAUGGAAUACAAUAAUUCAAACACUGAGAAACCGAAAAAUAAUCCACCAGGAUACUAUGAAAACCCUGGAUUCUCAGCUACAACUUCUGAACAACAAACACAACCUGGAUAUCCACCACAACCUGGAUAUACCCCAGGAUAUGGUUACCCUUCACUUCUUCCAGUGCAACAACAACCACAACAAGAACAACAACAAACUGUUAUUCAAUUAAACCAAGAAAAACAAUACGUUCCUAAUAACAUGCUUACAGCAAUUCUUGUCACCCUGUUCUGCUUCCUCCCGACUGGCAUUGUGGCGAUAGUAUAUGCAGAUAAAGCAAACACAUUGGUCCGAAAUGGAGAUAUAGCAUGUGCACUGGAAGCUAACAAUCAAGCAAAAACAUUUAUCAAAGUAUCAAUUAUUGUUGGUAUUGUUGGGAUUGUCCUUUAUACUACACUGGUAAUUUUAAGAAUUACUCAAACUACAGUAAUUUACUACUAAAUAGUAGUCUUGUCCAUAACUGAAAGAAGGCAUUAGAAAAUUCAGAAGAUUCAUACUUAAUGAAGUGUUUUCAUUUUUUCUUUUAGUUCAUGUUUAAGUCUAAUCAUAUAAAAUACUCUUAGAAUUAUUGUUUAAAUAUAUCAAGAACUCUAAUCAACAUGCAUUUCAUAACACUGGUCAAUACAUAUUUUCUGGCACAAGGUUUAUCAAUGAUUUUUAACAAAUUUUGGGGUGCUGAAUCCAAAUCUGGCAUCAUAUUUUGUCUAAAUAUCAGAUUUUUGAAACAUGAAAUCUUAGUUUUGCUAGAAACAGCUAUUCAAUGCUUAUAAUGGAAGAAUUAAACUCACGUAAAUGUAAUUUCUAAUAUACAAUAUGUCCUUUUUCAAAUCUAAUUAAUCAAAACACAAAGUUGUAGGAGUAAAUACACGUUAGUAUGUAAACAUUAAGCUUCGUUAUAACAAAAUAUGAAACAAAAUUUCUAUUCAUUGUGGUCAUUCAUUCUGAUCAUCUUGCAAGAACUUCCUCUUUUUUGCCGAUCUUUUGUGCACAGCUUCUGGAAUAUCUCUUAGCAAGCUCCAGCAAUAACCUGCCACCAUGUUUAAGUCCCAUCAGCCUUGAUAGCAUUCUUCCAUUACUUUUACAUCUUGAUGAAAGUGUCCACCUUGUUCUUCGCUAACAUCACCUUGGUUCUUUGGCAACUCACCGAAGUGAUUAUGUGAGUAGUGCAAUUUAAUGCUCAUUCUACAUCCAAGUGCUUGCAAACUCAAGACCAGCUCCUCCACAAUCUCUUGAUAGUUGUCAGCUUUCCUGUUCCCAAGGAAAUUCCGCACCGUAUCAGAGAAGGCAUUCCAAGCUCUAGUCUCCGCCGCAUUCAUUGUUAUAACAAAAUGUCGAUCCCUGAGGAGUGUUUUUAUUUGAGGUCCAUCAAAUAUUCCUGCCUUUUUCUCGUCACUGAGACUUGGAAAGCUUGUACAUAUGUGUUUGAAGCAAUCUCCACUGCGAUUAAGAGCUUUUAUGGACUGCUUCAUCACACCAAAUUUCAACACAGAUUUUGCAAACUUUGUGGAGGAGACCAGGUUUUGUCCUGAUCUCCAAGUGCUACUUUACUGUUAGUAUGAUACAUCUUCUUGGCAAAGUUAUUAAUGUUGUGCCUUUGAGCCGGUGGAGUGUAGUUUCCACAGGCGUAACAGAAGACAUCGGGUUCAUUAGAGCACGUCCUUCUUUUUGAUGCUGUAGCCAUAAAUAGAUCACAGUGGUUCAGUUCAAGCCUGAAAAGAAGAACAAGAGUUUUAAAGCAAAACUCAGCUUGAACACACUCAAAAUUAACAUGACAAUUCAGACAAAAUUCUCGCAAAUAGUGGUGUAAAAUUAACUUUUGGUACGCUCCAGGUAAAUAAAGGUAUAUACCUAUAGCACAAAAAUAUGAUGUGAUAGAGCAAAUCUAAGGCCAGUUUUGGAAUCAGUACCUAAAACUUAGUCUAAAACAGCUCUAAAAUUUUAUGUCCGUUAUUUUGUUGACCAGUGUAAUAAAUGAUAUAAUUUUAGAUAUUGAAUAGUGAUAUGUAUUCUGUUCGGUGAACUCUACGUCGUCUGCUUAAUGGCUACAACCAAUAAAAGAGUAAAGCCACGAGUCUUUACAGAUUAUCCUGAACCAUUUGUGCCAUUCCUUUUGUUCAAAUUAAUCAUCCACUAAAGCAUUAGGUGAUGUUCUACACGUUUUACUUGAAUAUUCUUUAUCGCAUUCUCAGAAAGAAUUAAAUUUUAAAAUCACUUUUAAACACAAUUGUUAAGCAAAACAUAUUUUUAAAAUGUUUCCUUGUUUCCCGAUACGUUGCCUUAAAUUUGACUAUGAACUAGACACUAAUUACACACACAUUUACAAAACCAGUUACACAAAUACAUUCACAAUUCUCUCUAUACAUGUCGACGCAAGAUCUUAGAUAAUAAUACUUUUUACUAUAGGCACAGUGCCAAAAAAUUUAAGGGAGGGAAAUAAUCGAUUACAUCGGCCCCAUUGCUCUAAUGGUACUUAGUUCAUCGACCUUAAGGGAUAAAAGGCUUAGUUGACCCCAGUGGAGUAUGAAGUCAGAACAUAAUGACAGACACGAUUGGGUUUGAUAUUUCUUUUGAUAUUGUCACAGAAUAAGACGUAGAGUUCACGACAAACCUUAAAAUAAUUAUAUAAUAAUGAUUCUAUUUUCAAUUUAUGUAUUAAACUUUAGCAUAUGUUAUUAGUUUUAAAACGACAUCUCAAAGUAUUUACCCUUAUAGAGAUGAUUCUACAUUCUAACUAAUACAUUUUAUAAGCGAAUGAUAACAUUUUAACAUUUGUAAACGCACAAUAAAUCACCUUCUACAUUAUAUGUGAUCAACAUUCAAUGAAAUAAAGCAUUAAACUCUUCAUCAAAAAUUA
Octopus bimaculoides (California two-spot octopus) is the source of this 3021-nucleotide messenger RNA. RefSeq lists its product as uncharacterized. NCBI's taxonomy places the organism in Eukaryota, Metazoa, Mollusca, Cephalopoda, Octopoda, Octopodidae. Gene Ontology annotation, cellular component: membrane. The record is from RefSeq and is a predicted model, not a curated record.